AUGCUGCUCACCAACUACGCCGUCUUUACGCUGUGCUCCUUCUCAUCCCUCGCCAAGGUCGGGCCGUCCCUGAUCGAAUGGUCCUCCAACACGUCGCUGCCUUUCGUUUGGACUGUCACCGAGUACGUCAUCCGUCGCACCUUUUUCCGCCAAUUCAUCAGCGAUGAUACUGCCGAGGGCUCGCUGCCUUUGCUUUCUUCGCUCUCUCGCGACAACCUUGGUGCCAUGCUCAACUUCUCUGUUGAGGUCACCCACGAUGGCAAGCCUGCCAAAGCUGCUGGUGAAGCGCAGACAUCCAAAUCUGCCGUCCACCGCCCCUUCGUCGACGAGCUACUGCACAGCAUCGACGUCUCGGCUAGGUUGGCAUCGCUGCCGGCCUCGCAUGGCGUUGUCGAUAAUAAACAAGCUGCCGAGCUGGCCGUCCGUCCCGACCGAUCCGGCAGCACAUUUGUCGCCAUCAAGCUUUCUGGUUUGCUCUACGAUUCGUCGGUGCUCGAGCGUGCGUCCGCUGCCAUCGUUCCCAGAGAAUGGUUCAGUGCGCCUCCGGAGCCGCUCCCGCCGCUCAGCAUCAACGGCAAGGGUCCGUGUGGUGGGCUCGCUAUCCCCAUUGCUGCGCUGACGCCCAAGGACGUCGACGCGCUCAAGCAGCUCUGGGAAGCGCUUCGCGAAGUCGCCGAACGAGCCAAGCAGCACGGCAGCGUGCGGCUCGCCAUCGACGCCGAGUACAGUUGGUAUCAACCUGCCAUCGACGCCAUGUACGAGGCCAUCGCCGCCGAGUACAACCGACCCGCCAAAGAAUCAAACGAUGCUCCUCAGGGAAGCGUCACGGGGCCUUUGGUCUACAAUACGUUCCAGGCCUACCUUCGUCGAACACCCUCGCACCUAGCCGCUUCGUUCGAACGCGCCAAGCUCAACGGAUACACGCUCGGUGUCAAGCUCGUGCGCGGUGCUUAUGUUGACAUUGAAAACCGCAUCUGGUCCGAUAAGAUUGUCGAUGCGCCUCCGAUUCCAGGCAAGGGCGCCGACGCGGCCGCCUACGAAGGGUGGGGAAGCCCCGUUUGGCCCAACAAGGAUCUCACCGAUCGAUGUUAUGAUGGCUGUGCCAUCCGCCUCGUUCAAGAAGUGCACGACGAUCUCGUCCGCGCCGGCAAGAAGAACGCACAACCAAACCUCGCCGUCGUGUUUGCCAGCCACAACACACAGUCGUCGCUCAAAGUGAUCCGCGAGAUGGUGCGCCUCGGCAUGGCCAAACCGGCGCCGGCACUGCUCCAGGCUACCAAGGACGCCCAUCCGGCGAUCGAUCGGAGCGUGCUGCUUCAGCAAGUGCCGCUGGUCGACCUGCAGCUGCAAGAGUCGGUGCGCGGACGCAUCUUUUUCGCUCAGCUUUACGGCAUGGCCUCGGUCCUCACCGCGCGAAUCCAGGCGGCCUUUGACGCCAAUUCGGGCGGUGUGGGACCUCACAUGGUGCUCAAGUACAUUCCUUAUGGACCACUCGAGCUCACACUGCCGUAUCUGAUCCGUCGUGCCCUCGAAAACGGCGAUAUUAUGACUGGCGGCGCCGCAGCUGAGAAAGCCCUUGUGUGGGACGAACUCAUGCACCGAAUCGGCCUUCGCCGCUGA
Molecule: messenger RNA, 1620 nt
Organism: Pseudozyma hubeiensis SY62
Lineage: Eukaryota; Fungi; Basidiomycota; Ustilaginomycetes; Ustilaginales; Ustilaginaceae
Product: proline oxidase
Exons: 1
Coding region: 1-1620 (539 amino acids)
Cellular component (GO): mitochondrion
Molecular function (GO): FAD binding; proline dehydrogenase activity
Source: RefSeq, a predicted model, not a curated record